CCUCGAGUCGGUGUCCAUUAAGCUUCCAACUGUGGUAGAUGCAGCUGGUGGCGGUUUGGCUGGAACGAGACUACUUCUCCGCGAAGACUGUGUAACGCUGUCAGAUAAGCAAUUUGGCAAGGUAUCAGAUGGUGAUACGUUGAGAGACGAUGUCGAGGGGUAUGAUAUUGCUCUGUUAGCAGACAACUUUAGGCCAACAUGGUCCUCAUCGCUGCCUGCAACUGGCGGAAUUGAGGCACAAGAUUGUAGUUCUUGUUCCGACACAGUGCUUUGCCGAACGGAAUCAGACCGCUUACACUUUCGACGGGAUCGCUUGGCAGUACGAACUUCAGAAUCGGAUAGGUUGCAAGAAGACGAAGACGAAGAGGAAAGUAGAUCGAUGACCAAGCCGUUCAUGCUGUUAGAAACGGCCAUGUGUGACCUAGGAAAAAAGUUAGCGGUAAAUUUUUCGAGUAAGGUGAUCGAUAAUAAAUCAGAGUAA
Molecule: messenger RNA, 481 nt
Organism: Protopolystoma xenopodis
Lineage: Eukaryota; Metazoa; Platyhelminthes; Monogenea; Polystomatidea; Polystomatidae
Source: the annotation of a GenBank genome assembly